AUGAUGUCCCUUUCGCUGCUAACCAAUGAACAACCUAAAAAAUUAUCAAACAAUAAAAGUAAUUUAGAGGAUUAUGUAAUUAAAUGUUAUAAUAUUCCAACAAAUAUUAAUGAAACAAUAUUCGAAUAUUUAUGUGAAUUAUUAAAUGAUAAAUCCUAUGAGAUAAAGAAAAUAAUUAAACCCAUCAAUCAAGAAACAUGUGACUAUCCAUGGAAAAUUAUUUGUAAUGAAAAAUUAGCUAGCUUUUUAUUAAAAAAAAAAAAAAUAUUUAUUUAUGACGAUUCAGAAAAAAAUAAUAAAAUUUACGUAAAAAUAAGUUCUAAUGAAGAUAAAGAAGUAAGCAAUGUAAGUGAUAAUGAUUUAAACAACUCAUGUUCUGACAAAGACGACAAUGAAAAAAAUGGUGAAAAAAAUGUUGAAAAAGAUGAAAGUAGUGACCAAAAUGACGAUGUAGAAAUUAAGAGAAAGAAGAAAGUUACACUAUUCGAUGGUGGUGAUGAGGAAAAUAUAAAGGGGCCCAUGAAAAGGUGUGAGCAUAGUAAUAUAUGGUAUUGUCAAUAUAAUAAUAAAUGUGAAGAAUCAGAUAGUAGUGAAAGUUUUUCUGAUUGGAGUAGUGAUAGUAAUAGUGAUUAUAGUAUGGAUGAAAAAAAUAAAACAUUUUCAGACAAUAAUAGUGAAAGUAGUGACUAUUCAAAUAAUUCAGAUCAAGGAAGUGAACAUAAUGAAAAAAGUUUUAAUAAGAAUAGGGGUCGAAGUAAAUACUCACAAGGUAAUAGCUCUGAAAACGAGUCUGCUAAAAAUUCUAUUUAUAAUAAAAAUGAUGAACAAAGUAAAGAAAAUGUCAAAAAAUAUAUUGAAGAUUGCAUGAAAGAGGGUGAAAAAAAAAAUAAAAAAAAAUAUAAAUGGGAUAAUAUAUCAAAAGGAAUUAUAAAAGAUAUACCAAUAGGAGCAUUAACAAAUGAAGAAUAUGAAUUUUUAGAAAAAAUAAAUAUGAAAUAUUCAAAAAAAUUCAGUAAAAUCUCUGAUAAUGGGAGUGAUAAAAAAAAAAGUAAAAAAUUUUUUAUAUAUUUUUAUGAAGGGAAUAAUGAUGAGAUAAUUCAGGAUAUAAGAGAAGAAGAUAUAAACAAAAAUAUUAUUCUAUAA
Messenger RNA from Plasmodium vinckei vinckei, 1143 nucleotides. Its product is annotated as conserved Plasmodium protein, unknown function. The record is from RefSeq and is a predicted model, not a curated record. The transcript has a single exon. NCBI's taxonomy places the organism in Eukaryota, Apicomplexa, Aconoidasida, Haemosporida, Plasmodiidae. The coding region runs from base 1 to 1143 and encodes 380 amino acids.